AUGUUUCGAUCUACCAUUAUUAGUACCGUCAUGGACGUGCAUUAUCUAUACGAAGUUAUUUGUGUCGAAAUUGAAGUGACCACAAUAUCAAACGCCCCAACCAGUAUCAAUAGUAAAGGGGACUGGAAUGACAACCAUGGAUUAAACAACCGGCAAGAGUUGUUUUUUGUCAAGAAUUAG
Messenger RNA from Plasmodium inui San Antonio 1, 180 nucleotides. RefSeq lists its product as hypothetical. The coding region runs from base 1 to 180 and encodes 59 amino acids. The transcript has a single exon. NCBI's taxonomy places the organism in Eukaryota, Apicomplexa, Aconoidasida, Haemosporida, Plasmodiidae. The record is from RefSeq and is a predicted model, not a curated record.